GUUGGUAUUUCUAUUUGCUCUUUUUUGACGUUAAUACAUUUAACGUCAGUUUCAACGAUUUAUAAUCGUGUCGUUUGUUAGCGGCUCAAAACUGACACACAGCAAAACUGCGCGUUCCUGGACUAUAUUAGCAUGUAUGUUAGCGGCUAAAAGUAGCAUUUGCUGCAGUGGUUGUUUCAUUGCAUUGGUACCUUAAAAAUCGUGUGAAUUUCAUAAACUCAACAUCAUCAUCUGUUAACUGGUAACGUCAGGCGGGUGAUGUAAGGAUGCUGCGCAGAAAACCCACGCGCCUCGAGCUGAAACUGGAUGACACGGAGGAGUUCGAAAGUGUAAAGAAAGAACUAGAGAGUCGGAAGAAACAAAGAGAAGAGGUAGAUGUAGUCGGUGUAGCAACAUCAAGCGAGAUGAGUGGAGCAUCAGGUGCAGUCACGGACGGGAAAACCAGAGAGCAGAUGAUCCACGAACGAAUUGGAUACAAACCACAUCCGAAGCCCAACACAUUACCAUCACUUUUUGGGAACCUUCAGUUUUGACAAUUAAAAAUUUAAAAACGGACACUAAGAAAAUGUGAUCUUCAUUGCCCGAAACGGGCCAAAAUCACAGGCAUUGUUGUUUUGCUAUCUGUGUUAAGGUUGUUUGUGACAAACAUCUUCCACAAAGGACUAUUUUUCUACCUGGUUAAUAAAGUAAAUAUGGGAAA
This is a messenger RNA of Triplophysa dalaica, 700 nucleotides long. It is a transcript of the gene cdc26, whose product is annotated as cell division cycle 26 homolog. Gene Ontology annotation, biological process: anaphase-promoting complex-dependent catabolic process; protein K11-linked ubiquitination; regulation of mitotic cell cycle. The transcript has 3 exons. Gene Ontology annotation, cellular component: anaphase-promoting complex. Lineage: Eukaryota; Metazoa; Chordata; Actinopteri; Cypriniformes; Nemacheilidae. Bases 267 to 533 code for a protein of 88 amino acids. The record is from RefSeq and is a predicted model, not a curated record.